UUAUCCAAAUUUGCGCGGGUUUGCAGUUGGAAUGGGAGGUUGUCAUCGAGCUAUUGUCGGCUCAGAAAACUAUACAUAAAAAGGUUUAUUGUGAAUCUUCUUGUCACUUUAAAUUGCUUGGAAAACCGAAAACAUGUCAAAGCGAGAGGCGUUUUUAGAUGCUGCCUGUAAGGAAAAAGUGGAGGACUUCCUUCGCUAUAUCCAGCUUCAUAAGGAUAAAACGGAGCCUUUCGAUGUGGAGGAGGUGGUGCAGGAGAUGGCCAGAGACCAGAGACGGACUCUGUGGGGAAAACUGUCUUCACUCCUUCAGGAUGUCCUGCAGGAGUGUCCCCCGGAGCGCUGGGAGGAGGCCAGAGAGGAGGGCAUGGAAGUGGAGUCGGCUGCAGACCCUAAACAUGUCAUGGCUGUAGUGGAGGGCGUGACACUAGUGGCUACUGUGUCCGUAAAGGUCCUACAAGAUGAUGAUAACUACAGUUCCCUUCUGGAAAUUGCCCACAAGAUUCAUGAUGUUCUGGUGCUGCUGCCGGUCUCGGAGGCACCUUUGCACCGCCAUAUCCACAUGCUGUGCGAGGCCUGGUGGAAGAAAGGGCUGAAGAAGAAAGAACAGUUUGGUCGCACUGCUUUCUUCAUCUCUCUGCAGAAGAGCUUCAUUCUUAAGAAACCAGGUACUGAGAUCCAAAGAGUCUGGAGUCUCCACGAUGUGCUUCUGAAUCUGGACUACACAUCAGAAGACAACAAGCAGAUUAUUGACUUGUUGCUUCAAUGCUUUUACCGUCCGACUUACAUUAGAAACGAUGACGGAAAACGAUUCCUGGUGUUCCUUUUCAGCUGGAACGUCCACUUCAUCUGUUUAAUUCACGGCACCAUCAAGAACCAGCUGGAAUUUUAUAGCAAGACCAUGACUACUCAUAUUACGGAGAUCUACUUCAGAGCAUGGAAAAAGGCAAGCGGGGACUUCCUGGAGCAGAUUGAGAACACAUGCAUUCAGGAUUUAAUGCAGAAUGCAAUCCUUCUUCACAGAGCAUCUCCUGUGCACGCCAAAGUCCGACAGAUGGUGAGCUAUUUCCACUCACGGAAGGGCUGUCCGAAGGUGGACAAGAUGCUCUGUAAUCUCUACAAGCCCAUCCUGUGGAAAUCUUUAAAUGCUUCAAACUUUGAGAUUCGUGCAAAUGCCACUUUGCUUUUCACUGAUGCCUUCCCAGUUCAUGACCCAGAGCAGAGCAACAGGAAUACAGACGAGGCCAUUCAGAAGCAGCUGGACGCAGCGAUGGCCCUCCUUGAUGACCCCCAUCCCACUGUGCGCUCUAACGCCACGCUGGGAGUGUGUAAGAUCCUGGCCAGGUGCUGGGAGCUCCUCCCUCCUACGGUCAUCACAGACUUCCUGAAGAAGCUGUUGAUGGAGCUGGCGGCUGACUCCAGCUCCCCUGAUGUCCGCUGCUCUGUCUUCAAGUGUCUGACUAUUGUCUUGGACAACUGUAUCAGCCAUCCGCUGUUGGAAAAACUCCUGCCGACUCUCAAACACAGCCUGCACGACAACUCGGAGAAAGUCCGCAUAGCUUUCCUUGACAUGCUUAUCAAGGUCAAGGCAACGCGGGCUGCCAAGUUUUGGGACGUGUGCAGCAUGGACCACCUGCUGGCCCGCCUGGCGAUUGAUUCACAUUCGGUCUCCAAGCGCAUUGUCGAUCUGCUCUUCAAGUCCUUCUUCCCCGUCAACGAGGCGGAGAGGGAGUGGUGCUGUCGCUGCAUCACUCUCAUCCAGAUGAACCCCAUGGCUGCCAGGAAGUUCUACCAGCAUGCACACAAACACACAGCCCCCACUAACAUCAUAAAGCUGAUGUUGGCAAUUCGCCGUGUUGUGAACCGCUGCAUCCAGGCCGACCUUGACGUGACUGAGAUUAAUGACAGCAACAAGGAGAACAGCGUACUGGCCGAGCCUCUGCUGGGGAAAGACAUGGCCGUCGUGUCCGUUCUGCUGGAGGUCGUGGUCAUCCUGUGGAGAAGUGUCGAGAAGGCGAUGAAACAAAACGAAGAGGCCCAGAAGUACACGUUCGCCAAGUUUGGAAAUGUCAUCUCCAAGUAUUUCCAUGCCUUCGAGGAUGAGCGAUGCACCGUUCCUCUCAUGCAGCUGGCCUCAUUUAUGCCCCCAGCUGCAGUUCCAACAUUUAGCUGUGGCGUCCUGUCCAGACUGCGGAGGAUGGACUCAGGAGCCGUGCCAGCGCAGUACAGCCAGCUGUUAGACUGCCUGUGCAGCUGGGGCCAGACUGCUGACAUCCUGGAGCUCAUCACUGAGUGGCUCACUGAGGCUCUGCCCAAGCAAGGGGAAAAGGAGAAGACCGGCCGAAAAGUACGUAUCCAGGAGACGGUGGAGGCCAAACCAGAGCUGGCAGUGGCUUACCUGGAGUACCUGUUCAGCCACACUACAACACGGGAGAAAGUCCUGGCUCUUGGUCAGGGACCACUGAAACAGCUCAAUAGUGUUCUAGGAAACUGGAGGUCGGUGCUGUACACUCACCUGAGCUCCACCACAGAAGAUCCUAAAAGUCCCAGUGUGGAGACUGCACUGAAGGUCUUCGUGUACCACGGCCGCCUCGGUGCACAUCUGCAACAUAGUUCGUCAGAGGGUCGAGACUACCUGCUCUCUCUAGAGCAUGUGGCAGCGUGGGUGGCUGAGAGGGUUCUGCCCUUCCUGGAUAAACGUACCAACGGUGAUGAGGAGGAGGAGUGUUCGGAGAAGUUGUACCCCCUGGCUGCACGGAUAACUGAGAGCUUCCUGACAGUUUGCCGAGAUGUUUUACUUGUGGGUUUGGGAGACGAGACGUUCAAGGGUCAAAUCCUCCACUUGUGUUCGCUCACACUCCUCUCAGAGACAGGCUACCUGUGUAUUCCUGCAGUGCUGCUGAUUCUGAAGGAGGUGGCAGACAGCUACGUACCUGAGGACAACAACAACAAGCAGACUCAGGAAAAUGAAGAAGACGAAACCGCUGUGGUUCUGAGUGUGGUGGCCAACAUCUUCCAGAAGAUUAUAGAGCUCUUGGCUCGUCGUCUGAAGAAGGAACCAGAGGAGGGAAAACUGCUGUGUCAGUCAGCCGUCCCAGGCUUGACCAACUUCCUCCUGGUGGCACAGACGUGGGACAAAGCACCUCUCAGCGGGGUCUUUUCUACCCUCUUUGCUGUCAUUAUCGUGGAGAAGAGACAUUUGCUUCAGAAGAUUACCCGUCCUGAAGAGGUGAUCACCCCAGAGUCGCUGGAGGACAUGCCUCCUAUGUCCAGCACCCUGCUGUCUGUCAUCCUCAAAUCACCUCCUCUUACCAGGGCAUUUUUGACAGAAGUCAGCUCAUCUUUCGACUCUGAGGCCAUCAGUAGUCUGAGCGAACUGACUGCCGUCCUGCACGUCUUGUCGGUCAUCAGACACACAGGGAAGUCUAAAGCAGGUUUGAAGAGCACAGCCAUGUCUGUCCAGCAGCACCUUCACAAACAUGCAGUCUCAUCUGUAGACAGCAGAGACGUCCAGAGGGUUAUUUAUGAAUCUUCUGUGAAGACCUUGAAUGAAAUUCUGGAUUUAUAAAUCGAUCUAUUUGAUAUGCAACAACUGUUUCUCAUUUGUAUUUCAUGAAGCUGAGGGGAGCAGCAUAAUAUCCGCCUUCGCUGUUAGUAUUACUGGCUUUCAGUUGCUGGCAGACCAAAACGACACAAUUAAAUAUUUCAACUUCACUGACCAGGCUUUUUAAUAAAAAAAUAAAUAUUUAAAAAAAUAUGGUUUGGAUUGAAAUCUAAUGCUGAGGACAAGUGGCGGUCUGUUACCAUGUGUUUCAAUAUUGGCUCCACUCGUCUCUUAUUUUAUUACUUGAUGGCAGGAAUCGCUCAAGUCCCGUCUCUGAGGCUUUGUGCAUUGAUUAAGUUAAGAAAUCUUGAUGAGAAUACUGCACACUGCAGAAACACGGUUUUUCAGACUGAGUGGUAUUUCACUUUUAAAGCUUUCUCUAUGCAGCUCUGUGCUCCACUUGUUUUUUUUAACAAUUUCCUAUAAAAUACAUAUAUAUUUUCAUGUUUCACUGUCUAUGUUUAUGUAUCUGUUGGUCUGUGGGCUUCAGUGUGCUCCUAAUAAGAAUAAAAACCAACUGUAUCAAUC
Centropristis striata (black sea bass) is the source of this 4129-nucleotide messenger RNA. RefSeq names its product non-SMC condensin II complex, subunit G2 (gene ncapg2). The record is from RefSeq and is a predicted model, not a curated record. Lineage: Eukaryota; Metazoa; Chordata; Actinopteri; Perciformes; Serranidae. Gene Ontology annotation, biological process: mitotic sister chromatid segregation. Gene Ontology annotation, cellular component: condensin complex; nucleus. The transcript has 27 exons. The coding region runs from base 134 to 3565 and encodes 1143 amino acids.